CCAGUUCCCUCUUCCCACUGCUACAAACCCUUAAACCCUAAUUUGAAUUCUAGAUUAAACCCUAAAUGGCAAAAUGGAGACUUGCGACGGCGACGCUCCGUCGUCAUCUCCGAUCCCCAUCGCCUACUAUCUCUUCCGUCUUCAGGGAUCCGAGCGGAGCCUUAUCUGCGGCUAAUCAGCGUCGUAGCUACGGUACACCUCUCGCCGACGAUGAUGAUGAUGAUCCGAGAGGCAAAUGGCUAACUUUACCUCCUUUUUCUCCCACCAUCGACGCCGCCGCAGUAGGAAAGGAGCUAUUUUCCGACGGAGAUUCCGUCAAAGCUUCAUCGGAUGGCUCUACGACGGCGCUUAGGUGGAUUCUUCGCUGCCGUCCCGAUCUUCCCAGGACUCUCGUACAGAAACUCUUUCGUUUAAGACAGGUUAGAAGAGAAAUGUCUCUGAGCUGUGAUGGUGAUGAACUACAAAGAAGCCAACUUAAAAGGGUUGCAGCCAAGGAAUCCUUGAAUUUAGGUGAUAGAAUUUACCUUCCUUUAUCGGUAAACAAUGAUGCGCCGCCUCCUGCUAAGAAAGAAAGCUUUUGUUGCAGUGAAGAAGAACGCAAAUUCGUUUGCAGCUUGGUGUUGUACAAGGAUCCAGCCAUUAUUGUCUUGAAUAAACCUCAUGGUUUGGCUGUUCAAGGUGGGACUGGGAUCAAAAUCAGCAUCGAUGAACUCGCUGCCACUUGCUUGACUUUUGGUAAAUCAGAAUCUCCCCGCCUGGUGCAUAGACUUGACAGAGACUGUAGUGGACUUUUGGUGUUGGGAAGAACUCAAACGGCUGCAACCGUUCUUCAUUCUAUAUUCCGCGAGAAAACAUCUGGUGCAUCCGCAUAUAGUGUCAAAAAGAACAUAAAAUCCUUGAAAAGAAAAUAUCUGGCACUCGUGAUCGGAUGUCCAAGACGUCAACGGGGACAGAUUUCAGCUCCACUCAGAAAAGUUGUUGUGGAUGAUGGAAAAUCUGAUCGUAUCACAGUGAAUGACAAUGGAGAACUCGUUUCUACUCAGCAUGCUAUCACCGAAUACCGAGUGAUUGAAUCUUCACCACAUGGAUACACAUGGCUUGAGCUUCGCCCUUUAACCGGGAGAAAACAUCAGCUUCGUGUACACUGCGCAGAAGUUCUAGGAACACCGAUACUCGGGGACUAUAAAUACGGUUGGCAAGCUCAUAAAUCCAGGGAACCUUUUGUCUCUUCCGGAAACACACCGACCAAGCCAUCAUUGUCCCCUUUUGGCUUGGAUUUGGAUGGUGGAGAUGUAUCUUCAAAGCAGCCACACCUUCAUCUCCACUCAAAGCAGAUCGAUCUGCCAAACAUCUCUCAGCUCUUGGAACAAUUGGAGGUUUCUUCAGAUUCUGAUUCUUCGGAACACGAUUGCCUUAAAUUCGAUGCUCCAUUGCCUGCUCAUAUGCAGCUAAGCUUUAACUUACUGAAAUCUAGAGUCGAAUCUUGUGACAAUAGUUAGAUUUGUUAUUAAGUUGUUUCCUUUUCUUACCAAGCUUUCUUCUUUGUGUUCUUGAGGUCCCAAGUACUUGCUCUGUGUCACCUGAAUAUUCUCAUACAAAGAUAAAUCAUCAUA
Messenger RNA from Eutrema salsugineum, 1613 nucleotides. RefSeq names its product RNA pseudouridine synthase 4, mitochondrial. The transcript is spliced from 10 exons. Gene Ontology annotation, molecular function: RNA binding; pseudouridine synthase activity. NCBI's taxonomy places the organism in Eukaryota, Viridiplantae, Streptophyta, Magnoliopsida, Brassicales, Brassicaceae. Gene Ontology annotation, biological process: pseudouridine synthesis. The coding region runs from base 66 to 1499 and encodes 477 amino acids. The record is from RefSeq and is a predicted model, not a curated record.